Molecule: messenger RNA, 1960 nt
Organism: Phyllopteryx taeniolatus (common seadragon)
Lineage: Eukaryota; Metazoa; Chordata; Actinopteri; Syngnathiformes; Syngnathidae
Gene: kynu
Product: kynureninase
Exons: 15
Coding region: 443-1906 (487 amino acids)
Biological process (GO): NAD+ biosynthetic process
Cellular component (GO): cytoplasm
Molecular function (GO): kynureninase activity; pyridoxal phosphate binding
Source: RefSeq, a predicted model, not a curated record
GCCGGCAAAGGAGGAACAUCUGCAACUCAACUAUCACGAACGACAUGUUCGACAAGUACUUCAGAGACUCCUUGAGAACAAGCUCUUUGUUAAAGCAGAAAAGUAUGAGUUCCAUGUUCCAAAGACCACCUUUUUGGGUUACGUCAUUGCUGAGGGGCAGCUUCAAAUGGAGCUGCAACCAAGGUAGCUGCAGUCACUGAGUGGCCAACGCCAUCCACAAGAAAGGAGCUGCAACGAUUCCUUGGCUUCGCCAACCUCUACUGGCGGUUCAUUCGGAAUGACAGUCGGUUGGCAGCACCCCUAACUGCGCUCACAUCAACUCUAACGUCCUUCCAAUGGUCUGAGAAGGCCGACAUGGCCUUCUGUGAGCUAAAGAAACUUUUUUCCUCCGCUCCUAUCCUCGUUCAUUCGGAUCCACAGAGGCAGUUCAUAGUUGAGGUCGAUGCAUCAAAGGCGGGGGUUGGUGCGGUGCUGUCUCAGUGAUCCCAGACUGAUGGCUCACCCAAAAGCAGCAAUGGACCAGUUCACUGGCUUGACAGUAAGAGAAACAGUGGAGCAGGUCGCCGCCUUGCUAAGCUGCCCUCCAUCCUCUGAGUGGGUGGCGGCGUUCAUGGACGACCAUGACGAGUUAAGACACCUCAGGGAGAACUUUCUGGUGCCCAAAAUAGCAGAUUUACCUCUCUCGGACAUGUCGCUGGUAGAUGGCACCAAAGACAGCAUCUACCUGGUGGGCAACUCGCUGGGCCUGCAGCCCAAAAUGGUCAAGAAGUACCUGGAGGAGGAGCUGGACAAGUGGGCCAAAACGGGCGUGCACGGCCAUAUGGAGGGCUCACGACCUUGGGCCUGGGCUGAGAACAACCUGGAGGAGCUCAUGGCAAGAGUUGUCGGAGCGCAUCCGGAAGAGGUGGCUCUGAUGAACGGGUUGACGGUCAAUUUACACCUGCUGAUGCUUUCCUUCUACCAACCCACGGCUGCACGGCACAAGAUAGUUCUGGAAGACAAAGCCUUCCCUUCGGAUCACUACGCGGUCGAGUCUCAGAUCCGACUACGAGGAUUUGACCCCGAGCAGAGCAUGUUGCUGCUUAAACCCAGACCAGGGGAGGAGACUCUGCGAACAGAGGACAUCCUGGAUGUGAUCGAGAAAGAGAGUGCGUCCGUGGCUUUAGUGAUGCUUAGUGGAGUUCAGUACUACACUGGUCAGCUCUUCAACAUGGCCGCCAUCACCAAGGCCGCCCAGAACAAGGGCUGCUUGGUGGGCUUCGACUUGGCCCACGCAGCAGGCAACGUUGAGCUGAAGCUGCACGAUUGGGGAGUGGACUUUGCUUGCUGGUGCUCUUACAAGUAUUUGAACUCAGGUUGUGGUGGGAUUGCGGGAGCAUUCAUCCAUGAGAAAAAUCAAUACACUAUCCAACCUGCGCUGACAGGGUGGUGGGGUCAUGACUUGAGAACUCGUUUCCAAAUGAACAAUGUGUUGGAGCUGCAGCCUGGAGUGAAAGGCUUCAGACUGUCCAACCAGCCCGUUCUUCUUGUGUGCCCCCUGCAGGCCAGUUUGGAGGUUUUCAACAUGACCAGCAUGCAGGUGCUACGCAGGAAGUCCGUGCUGCUAACAGGCUACUUAGAGUACCUAAUUGCCCACUACUAUAGCGAGGAUCCCUCCCAACCUUGCAAACCUCAUGUGCGCAUCAUCACGCCCUCUGACCCGCAGCAGAGAGGUUGCCAGCUGUCACUCUGCUUCUCCAUGCCCAUCGAGAAAGUCUUCCAGGAGUUGGAGAAGAGGGGUGUGGUUUGUGACAUGCGCCAGCCGAGUGUGUUGCGCAUCGCACCGGUGCCACUCUACAACUCUUUUAGUGACGUCCAUCGCUUCAUCGAAAGUUUGGGAGAGGCGAUGGCCACCAGCUGCCAAUGAGCCACCUCCAACCUGCCAGGUUAAUCAGCAAGUCAAAUAAAUCUUUUUUAAAAA